Messenger RNA from Symbiodinium pilosum, 738 nucleotides. The record is from the annotation of a GenBank genome assembly. NCBI's taxonomy places the organism in Eukaryota, Dinophyceae, Suessiales, Symbiodiniaceae.
AUGGCGGAAACCGCCAAUGGCCGGGAAACAGGAGCAGAGGAAGCCCUGGUUGCGCUGAAAGGCAAAGAUGUGGAGGAGCUCAAAGCAAUGGCCCAACGACUGGAACGCGGCCAGCAGUCGCUGCAGGAGAUGCUGCAGGAGCUGGAAGCUGAGAGGGAAGAGCUCCACAAGGAGAAGGCGCAGCUCAACGAUACCAUCACGCUCUUCAUGAAGGACCUCCAAAAAUUGCACAUCGGGGCGCAGAACACAGUCGAACCAGUCCUGGAAGAAGGUCCGUUGGACUUCGUCGGCCGCUUCUGGGAGACUGUCAAGCCAAGGGACAGCGCGUACUUGGCAGGGGAGAACAUCGGCGAGAUCAGGAAACCUGGAGAGAAGGCGGAGAAACCUCCCAAUGCGCCGCUCGCGGCAUUGCAGCAAGUGCAGCAGGAGCUGCCGCAGCAGAUGCAGGAAGCUGCCAAAGAGGUGCAAGAAGCGGGCAAGCAGGCUGUGCGCAAGCUGUCCACAGCUUUCGAGGAGGCGCGGUCCAGUGCUUGGUGGCAGCGAGCGCAGGGUUACCUCGAUGAGAAGCGGACGGAGAUCGCGAAAAAGGUCUCAGAGGUUCAGGCAAACGCCCAGGCUGCCGCCCAGGCCUCUGCCAUGCCACCACGACGGCCGAGGCGACAACCGGCCGAGCCGAAAAGCGCAGCUGCCCCGGCGGAGGUAGAGCCGACUCAGAAUGGCCCAAACCCGGAUGAGGAG